Etheostoma cragini (Arkansas darter) is the source of this 693-nucleotide messenger RNA. RefSeq names its product E3 ubiquitin-protein ligase MARCHF5-like. Lineage: Eukaryota; Metazoa; Chordata; Actinopteri; Perciformes; Percidae. The record is from RefSeq and is a predicted model, not a curated record. Gene Ontology annotation, molecular function: zinc ion binding. The transcript is spliced from 5 exons. Bases 1 to 693 code for a protein of 230 amino acids.
AUGGAUACGUGUGUGUGUGUGUGUGUGUGUGUGUGUGUGCUGUCCAGACACUGCUGGGUGUGUUUUGCCACGGAGCGAGACGACCUCAGUGCCGAGUGGGUGAGCCCCUGCAGGUGUAAGGGCUGCACCAAGUGGAUCCACCAGGCCUGCCUGCAGCGCUGGCUGGACGAGAAGCAGAAAGGGAACAGCGGCGGAGCGGUCAGCUGUCCCCAGUGUGGCACCGAGUACCGCAUCACCUUCCCCAAGAUGGGCCCGUUGGUGUAUUUCCUGCAGCAGGUGGACCGAGCUCUUUCCCGGGCCAGUCCAUUCGCAGCCGUGGGGGUGGUGGUCGGGACCGUGUACUGGUCCGCCGUCACAUACGGAGCCGUGACCGUCAUGCAGGUCGUGGGACAUAAGAAGGGUCUGUAUGUGAUGGAGAGAGCCGACCCCCUCUUCCUGCUCAUGGGGCUGCCCACCAUCCCCGUGGUGCUGGUUCUGGGGAAGAUGUUCCGCUGGGAGGAUUACCUGGUCCGGCUCUGGCAGAGGUACUGCUGCAAGGGGAAGCUCCAGCCAGGUACACACACACACCUUUCAGUCCGCUUGACUGCCGCGGCGGCGGUGUUGUUGUGGCGGACGGGCGGACGGAGGCGGGACGACCGGUCAGCGGCAGCAGCACGGAGAGAAGCGGCGGCGACACGGCACAGUGCGGACUGA